Molecule: messenger RNA, 2326 nt
Organism: Jaminaea rosea
Lineage: Eukaryota; Fungi; Basidiomycota; Exobasidiomycetes; Microstromatales
Exons: 1
Coding region: 113-1876 (587 amino acids)
Molecular function (GO): chloride channel activity
Source: RefSeq, a predicted model, not a curated record
CGUUACUUUGCAUUCUAUUCCAUCUCACCUCACCUCACCCCACGCAAGUCAUCACGUCCCGAAACUUUGUGCGAGAAGGCUUAUUUCAGCCUUCAGGCCUCGAGGCGCUGUGAUGGCUGCUAGCAAGCAGUCAGUCCUGCUCCUCUCCCCACUACACAUCCUCAGCACUCCACAAACGCUCUUUUCCCUCGGCCUGUCCCUCUUCUGGUGCCUCGUCGUCAUCUCCCUCUACCACCUGGACAUCUUAUCCACCCAAAGUGGCUGCUGGCAGCAAAAAGCAGCAGAGCGCACACUUGGUGGCCUUGCCUCGGUCACGGGUCUGCUGUUGGCUUUUCGGUCCAACUCGGCGACCUCUCGAUGGGAUGGAGCGUCCAGGUGUUGGGCGAGCAUUCAGGCUGCUGAACGGAGCCUGAUGAGGCUGUUGAGCGUUAGCUUGUGGCAUGAUGUGCAGGCUGGCAGAGACGACGGUGACGAUGACGAGGUGGAAGAGACGGCGCAGCUCGAGGAGCACGUAGAUGAUUUUCUGCGCCUCUUUCCCUCGUUCGCUCUGGCCGUGCUUGUGCACCUCGAGGCUUCGGCGCCCGGUGGUAGCAGACAGAUGAGUAGCUCACGCAGCAGCAGCAAGCUCCCCUGGUCGCUAAGCACCAGCGAUCCAGAGGACGUCAAGGCAUCGAAAGCAGCACUCCGGUCGGUGCUCCCCACUUUCUUCCUGCGAUCUCUGGACUUCUCUACCUCACCAUCUUCAUCGAGGCUCAGCCGUCUUCCCUCCUCUUCAUCAUCCGUCGCCUCACGGCAUUCCCACACAAAGGCUCGAGGACUGUCGAGCGAAGCAGAGCGCGAACUCAAUCUAUCCCAGAACAUCGAUGGACCUCUCGACCUCCCACGGCGCUCCGCACCGCACGUCGACCCGCUUACUGGGAGCAUCGUACCGCGCAACCUACCUGUGGACAUGCUAAGGGAGAUGCAGACGGGUCUCGUACGUUUCCACCAGGGGGUCACUGCUACGACUAGCCGGCAGAGGAGUAAGAGCCAGCCUCGCCGAGAAGUCAAGCUCUCCGGGCCCGUCUUUGCGCACAGCGUCGGGUUGCUCAACACGCUCAGCUCCCAGUUGACCGAGCUCGAGAGGCUGAGGGAUACGCCCAUCCCUGCCCUCCUUUCCUCGCACCUGCGUCUACUGCUCAAUCUACAGCUCGCGCUCACCCCGCUAGCCCUCGCGCGGGCGUACGUUCCGCUGCUGUACCUUCCGCUACCCUGCUUGAUUCUGGCAGUCGGUACUUGCGGAUUGCACGCCGUCUCGGAAGGGCUCAGCAUGCCGUUCGGGAGGGCGAGGGAGAAGCUGCCUAUGAGGAGAUUAUGUGCUGACAUUGUGGGGGACUGGAGAGAAACUGUAGCGAGGGUCAGGGAGCUGGGGAGAAGAGAGGCAGAGUAUGGCGAAGAGGCAGAAAAGUACGAAAAGCAGGGUGAGAACGAGUCGAACGGCAGCGGAGGGGCGGCCGAUAGGGAUAACACGAGAAUAGGUAGUGAGAAAGCAGACGAGGCCAAGGCGAGUCCUAAGGCUCCUGCGUGGUCGUCUUCGAUGGAGACGGCAAUCCCGCAACAAGACGACCCGCCUCUCCGCAAGCGUCGCAGUCGUUGGUUACGCUGGGGUGGCGUGAGGUCCCGAAGCAGCCCUACAAACGGAAGUGCAGCUGGCAGCGGUGGAGAUGCGACCCAACCAUCGCCUCGAGCCUUUGCCAAUCACGACGAGAACGACGACGACGACGAUGUCGAUUUGCACGGGCAUAGCCAGGCGUACGCUGCUGGGGACGAGGCAGACGCCGAGGCGCUCGCGGCUGCUGACCGGGUGGCCGCGUCGUAUGGGCAGGGACCAGAUUGAGGCGCAGCAGCUUGUGUCGAUGAGAAGCAGCAUCAAGAUAGGGAGGGUUUUUCAUCUGUACAAUAUCCACCAUCCAAUGUUCAGACAAGGGCGCGUAGCAGCGCAUCGCCAUUGGGGAAAAAUAUCAAAGCGCUGCGGAUCUCAAUUCAAGUCGUAGCUAAAAAAACAAAAGAAGUGCGAAGAGGUGUAGAAAGUGAAGAGACCAAUGAUGAAGAAAGGGAGGACGACAGCGCCUCGUAGGGCCGCUGCCUCGAAGAAGAAAGGCGACUAGCAAGGCGUGCCGAGGUUGAGGCUGUUCAGGGCGAGGGCGACGAGUCAAAGGUGUCAUCCGAAGAGGAUGUCGAUUAGAGAGAAGUUGAAAAUCGCGGAUCGAUGGUGAGGGAGCCCGCGUGGCCGUGGGUGGUGAUUAGCUGACUAGAUAAUAGUGCGGAAUGCAGAGCGAUUGGCGUU